Messenger RNA from Cladophialophora immunda, 1400 nucleotides. RefSeq lists its product as uncharacterized. Gene Ontology annotation, molecular function: hydrolase activity. The transcript is spliced from 3 exons. Lineage: Eukaryota; Fungi; Ascomycota; Eurotiomycetes; Chaetothyriales; Herpotrichiellaceae. Bases 186 to 1196 code for a protein of 336 amino acids. The record is from RefSeq and is a predicted model, not a curated record.
GCUGUUAGACAGGAUCUGGUAGGCCGAGUAGGGAGUAUACUAUUGGGGAACAAGGUGAGUCAUAUAAGGACUGUGCGCGCAGGAUACUACUCGUAUAAGGCCGUGACUCUCUUCCUCUCUUCAGGACUCUUUGUUCGCUACAUAGUAGUAAGAUCCUUCAUAAAGUUGACCCUGCUUAAUCAACCAUGGCAGCAGCAAAGACGCAGUCUCUCUACGCCGACCUCAAACUCACUCACAAUGUCACGAAGACAUCUUCUGGCUCAGAGGUCCAUAGCUACACUUCUGACUUGGGCUCUGACUCCCCUAUACUGACCCUGAUCCAUGGCUAUCCCCAAUCUGCUUAUGAAUGGCGUCAUGUCGUUCCGCUUCUCCAAGGCAAGGUCUCCUUGUUCGUACCUGAACUUCCAGGGUACGGCAUCUCAACGCCAAUCCGCGACCCGGCCUCCAAUACCAAGCGGGCCGUUGGCACCGUAUUGCUAGAGGCCCUCGCGGACGUCUUCAAAACCAAAACAGCCUCCUCACCAAGACGGGUCAUCCUAGGCGGCCACGAUCGCGGCGCGCGAAUCAGCCACCGCCUCUCGGUCGACUUUUCCCACCCGGCCCAGUCCUCUCCCGCCCUCUACAAGGACUUGAAUCUGACCGUCCCCGGCACGAUCCUGCUCGACAUCAUCCCGACCAAGGAACAGUGGACCGCCUUCUCCGACCCGGCCAUAUGCCAGGGGUACUUUCACUGGCCACUGCUGGCCAACGCAGACCUGGCGACCGAGAUGAUCUCCGCGUUCGGCGGCGGCAACUGGGCGAGGGGGGCGCACACGCGCAUCUCGGGCCCGAACCCGAAAGCGCUGGAGAGAAUCUCGUCGCACGACGCCCUCGACAUCUACGCGGGCCUGUUCAGUGACAGAGAUACCAUCUACUACUCUGCUCUAGACUACGCGGCUGGCGCGGCCCCAGAAGCGACGGAACAAGACCAGGAUCAGAAGGCUGGCAGAAAAGUCAGCGUGCCGCUGCUCGUCAUGUUCAGUAAAGCUAAGUUGGGGGCGCGGAUUGACGUCGAGGGCGUGUGGAAGGGCUGGGUGGCCCCAGGAGUAGAUUAUGAAGGACACGGCGUGGGAGACGGCUAUGGGCACUAUUUGCCCGAAGAGGCCUUUGACAUCGUGGCAGAGAAGAUAUCGGCGUUUAUCAAGAAGGUGACAUGAGCACGUACAUAGAUAAGAGCAUGGGCCAUCUCUGGGGGCGUACACCCCAGUCUACACAGCGAGAUCAACGAAUGUCGGAGGUGAACACAAGUGAAAUGCAUCAUGAAACCCCGCCAAAAACACCAUCUCGUGUCUUGAGCGAGCGAUGUGUCAUUAUCAUAUUACAUUAUCUGCUUCCGGAUAUCUCGAGAGGGGCGUCCAAGA